Molecule: messenger RNA, 3189 nt
Organism: Conger conger (European conger)
Lineage: Eukaryota; Metazoa; Chordata; Actinopteri; Anguilliformes; Congridae
Product: dual specificity protein phosphatase 14
Exons: 3
Coding region: 576-1334 (252 amino acids)
Biological process (GO): protein dephosphorylation
Cellular component (GO): cytoplasm
Molecular function (GO): MAP kinase tyrosine/serine/threonine phosphatase activity
Source: RefSeq, a predicted model, not a curated record
GACUCGGCAGCGCCACCACGAGCCACAGCAAGAAAGGGACGUUUUGAUUUGGGGUAUGUCAGGGCAUGUCUAUAGUUUCAAAUGAACUGAAAUAUUCUCAAACAUUUUCUGAUCACUGCAUAGAUUAUAUUUGCUUAACAUAACACGGGUAUCUCAUCAUAUCCCGACCCUUUCAUUUGAAAAUACACUGUAUGCAAAUUCAGUAUUUUUGAUAGAGUAAAUACAUUCAAGUGUUUUAACACGCUUGAAAAUCUUUUCAACAUGACAUGAAAGGGGUUGUGAUAAUGUAAACCGAUUGGAAACAACAUACCGCUGGAAUUUUCCAUCUUUCCUCAAAUCUUCGUUCGGCUAGAUUAACGUUUGUGAGACCUCACAAAUGCACGUGACUUCAUUCGUAUACCAUGGUUAAGUGUAAUUUAAUACUCCGGGUUUUAACCAUAAACAAGGAUAUGCCGUUCAUUUAGACGCAGUCCAAAUAUAGGCUGUGUAAAUCCAGGUACAUAAAUCCUCUCGUGCUUUGUAUCCUAAUAAAUUGAUACGUUUUAAAAUUCCUACCCUGGCAACUAACGUGACUGAUGUUCAGGGAGAUUACAAACUCGGCUGUAGACUACGAUUUUCAGAUAUCGUCUCACUUGCAAACCAUAGAAGGCGCCUUGUUUACGAGGGUAAUCCCGUGGCACGUUUUACGCCGGAACGCCCGUGCAAUGCCAGGAUCAAAAACAGAGCCGCAACAAAAACUGAGAAGAAACCGAGGAGGCAGAAGCAAAAGAGGGACCAGCUGCUGUCUCCUUGCAGUCGUCAUGUCCGUCUCCCAGAUCACCCCCACCCUGUUCCUGAGCAGUGCCGAUGCUGCCCAGAACCAGGCCUUGGUCUCCCGCAAGGGCAUUACUCUCAUCGUCAACGCCACCCUGACGCAGCUCAGCCCCAGCUACCGGGGCGUGCAAUGCCUGCGCGUGCCCGUCUCCGACCUCCCUCACGCCCCCCUCGGCGACCAUUUCGAGAGGGUGGCGAAGCGUAUCCAUAACAACCGGACGGGCAGCACGCUGGUGCACUGCGCGGCGGGGAUGAGCCGCUCGCCCUCCCUGGUCAUGGCCUACCUCAUGCGCUACAAGGGCACCACUCUGCGCGAGGCUCACCGCUGGGUCCAGGAGAGCCGGCCCUGCAUCCGCCCCAACUCCGGCUUCUGGCAACAGCUGCUGCGGUACGAGAAAACGCUCUACGGCAAAAACACUGUGACGGUGGCUCCGUCCCUGGAGCUGAACUCUGGCGAUCCGCCCAUCAAUUUCUCCCUCUACCGGUCUCCGCGUAGGGCUAAAUACUCUAUGUACCGAUGAUGGAGCCCUGAUUCUACUUCCUGCUCUGGUCGUGAAGCCGCCGUUCGACUUCUGUGAAAUGUACUGAAUGAAUUACGCACCGCUGCUUCAGAGGAACAGCAUCAUCUUGUUUUCGAGGGGUCCAAAAACACAGAUACACAUACAGUAAAACUGUUCUGUCCUGCAUUGGAGCUGAACUCAGCAUUCUACUUCCUGUGUUGGUUCUGAAAUGGCCAAGGUACUUUCGUUCCUUCAGUGUACUUCAUGUGUUCUGGGCUGAGCUGAACCUGUGACCUGAACCUGUGACCUGAACCUGGGAGCUGAACCUGGGAGUGGACCUGCAGUCCUGGAGGCAGCAGCUGCUUUCCAGGUGUCACCGUGGGAAGGAAAGUACCUUAUCCUCUUGAAACCCCAGUUCCUGUACUGGUGCUGAAGCUUGUGUUCUACUUGCUCUAUUGGUGAUGAAGUAUUGGGACACAGUUUUGAGUAUUGGGACGCACCACCUGGUGAAAAAAUCCCAUUGUCUACUCCCUAUGCUGGUUAAUAAAAUAGGGCUAUAUACAGACUGAUAUUCAUCCACCUACUUGUGCCAAACCCAAAGUAAACUAGCCAAGCACAAAGGGACUUAUCACCAGCAUCAUCUGUGAAUAUCUUAUUAUACAUAUAUUAUUAUAACAUUAUUUUAUCAGCAUUUUACUGGUGAGGAAACUGUUAUCCUGCUUCCUAAACAAGCAAUGAAACCCUUAGUUUACUUCCUGUAUUGUGGUGGUAAAGUCCCAACUGUCUUUUGACACUUGAAAGUGUCUUUCUGAAUUUUUUUUUGGUCAGCGUUGCUGUGUCUGAGUAUCCCAGUUGAAGUAUCUCAGGAGAUCCAUCAAAAGAAGGGGCCAGCCGUGUAGAAUGAAGGAUAAGUUCUGUAUAUAAACAGACACAUAACUGAUACACAUAAAUGGGUUGAAUUGUCCCAGUUAUCUAAAGCCGGCAGUACACCAAGUUAACAGACUUUCAAUGUGUUGGAAGAAGUUAGCAUCUUGGUUUUCUGGAUAAACAUUUGACAUCUUCUAGUGCAAUGAGGACAGAAUCUUUCACUGGGCAUGUGUGAGCAGAGGGGAAAUGACAAGGUUUCCCGUUUAAUUUCUAAAUUGUAGACGACAACCACAUACUAGCAUACUACUCAGACUAAAUUGAGGAUUUUCUGUAGUAUGAGUAGUAUGCUAAGUAUACUACUCACAGCCAAGGUUUUUCUUCUGCUAACAGUCCAGCAGUGGAUUGGAAUGUUUUUUGUAAGUUAUGCUAUGUUGUUUAACAGGAGACUUUCCUGGUUUUAGCUCUGUUCCUCUGAAGCAGUGGUGCCCAAUCAUGUACCAAGGAGGGCAGAGAGGUUUUCAUUCCGACCAAUCGCUGCAUCUACCCAUUUCGACAACUUUAAUCAGAGAGAGGAACUAAUCUGUGUAAUCAGCAGGUGUAGUGAUUGGUUGGGGUGAAGACCUAUAUAAUCUGAGCCCGCAAUGGCACAUGAUUGGGAACCCCUGUUCAAAAGCAAUAUUCAUCCAAACAUUUCACUUUUUUUGUGUGGAUUACUGUAGUGGUGUGUGUUCUUUGGUGUAUUCUAUAAUUAGUGUGUAGGGAUCAGGUUAACUGAAUAUUAAUUGGGUGAAUAAAUUCAUUCAGUGUGUUGACUGCCCAGUUGGUUCACCCUCAAAAUACGCAUCUCUGAAUGUUGUGUCUGUGUCUAUGUAAACAUGUUUGAAUAAAAUUAUACACCGUAUUUGCAAGAGACAACAUAUGUGUUUCACUGCCGGGUAUCGUGUAGCGCUUGCUGUUACUCUUGGUCUCCUCACAUAAAGGGGGAAAAUAAAGUAUUUACGCACUUGUG